AUGGCCACCGAAGCAUUCAGCAUCUCCCGCAAGGACCUGUCGGGCCCCCGAGACACCACGGUCCUCAUCACCGGCGGCUCGUCAGGGAUCGGUCUACAAACCGCCGUCCUUUUGCACGACCUCGGGAACAACAUCAUUGUCGUCGACCGGGCCAGACCACACCCGUCGGCCCCCAAAUCACUGACGUCGUCACCCCGGUUUUUCUACCAGGCAUGCGACAUCACGUCGUGGAAGUCGCAACGGGGUGCGUUCGAAGCGGGCUUCAAGAAAUUCGGAUCGAUCGACGCCGUAUUCGUCAACGCCGGCGUGGCAGAGUACAAGGACCAGUUCUUCAAGGACGAAACGGACGAGGACGGGCUGCUCAAAGAGCCCGACCGUCGGACCGUGGACAUCGACAUGCACGCGGCCAACGACACGGCGAAGCUGGCCAUUUACUACAUGCGCAAGGAGAAGCCGCCGGGCAAGCCCAGGGGAGGGAGUAUAGUUAUGACGGCCAGUCUGGCGGGAUACCUCGCGAGUGCCGGCGCGCCGCUGUACAGUGCUGCGAAACAUGGCAUCGUGGGUCUCAUGAGGGCGCUCAAGAACGACACGGCCACGCUAGGGAUCGCAGUCUCCGUCGUCGCACCGGGUAUCACGCUCACGGAUAUCAUCUCGGGUCGACAGCCCGGGGAGUCUCUCCAGGACUGGGCGAAGAGGAUGCGCGCGGUCGGUGUGCCCAUCAACGACCCGGCCGAGAUCGCCGAGGCCGUAGUGUACCUUAUGAGUCAGGGUAUGGAGGCGAAUGGGAAGGGGUUGCUGGUUCAAGCUGGGCGGGUGGCCGACCUCGAGAGAGGGAUCGCGACGUCAAGAAAGAUCUGGAUGGGAGAGGAGAUGCUGCGGUUGUUCCGGGGUGGGAGGAAUGCACCGCUGUUCCCGAACAAGUUGUAG
This is a messenger RNA of Exophiala spinifera, 927 nucleotides long. RefSeq lists its product as uncharacterized. The coding region runs from base 1 to 927 and encodes 308 amino acids. The transcript has 2 exons. NCBI's taxonomy places the organism in Eukaryota, Fungi, Ascomycota, Eurotiomycetes, Chaetothyriales, Herpotrichiellaceae. The record is from RefSeq and is a predicted model, not a curated record.